CUCACCGCCCGGGGCAGCGAGUGGCCCAGCGGGAGGGGGGCUGGCAUCGUGUGGCCGCCAGUGCCUCCAGCUGGGACAUUAUCCUAUAGAGGGAGGCGAAGGAAGGAAGCGGCUAGAUGCACCAAGGAGUACUCUGCUUCGCUGUUGACAGUAAUAGAAAACUAGAAGUCAUAACUACAGGGCAGUGGUUAAGUUAUGGUCCAACCACUUGUAGAAUAUUCUACAGCCAGUAAGUGUAGUUAGGAACCCUCUGCGGCAACGUGCAAAAGCUCUCAUUAUGAUAAGUAGAAAAGCAAAAUAGAAAACUGUGCAAUAUGCAGUUUUCAUCUGCAAGAUCAUAUAUGGAGAAAAAUAUUAAAAUGAUAGAAAGUGUGUUAUGGUGAAGGAAGAUUUGGGGCAGUUUUUUUCGUUCUUAUUUUUCAAACUCUAUAGUGGUAUUAUAUUGAUUAAAAAUUUUUUAUUUUAAAAAGAGAAAGCAAAGGGGCGAAUUCAGUUCUCACGUAGAAGCUUCCAGAGCCCCGUCUCAUGGGCUGCAUUUCCGCAGUGGUUGCACUGAGACAGGGUGACUCCAGAAGCCAGUGAAGGGUGUUGAACAGGACAGACCCUCUGUGAGGACGCAGCGAGUGACGGCAGGGCUGCAGCUGGAUAGACAGCUGCGUCCCUGAAUGGGGAAAGGAUUCACCUUGAAGGAGGGAGUCAGAGGGAAGAAGGGAGGGGAAUUAAUGUGAGGUGAAACCAUGAAGCCAGGUGACAGGAAGGUAACGGGUUUCUUCAGAUUCGCCCGCUCAUUGUAGUGGGUGCUCAUUGUAGUGGGUGCUGACCUCCACCCCGCCCCUCCUGGCGCCCCGACUUCAGUAACUCCUCGGGGCCUCGGUGGGCUGAUCCCACUGCUGGGGGUGCAGCAGUGGACAGAAGCCCUUGAAGCCAGCUGGGGAGUCAGACAGUCAAGAAGACAAGAAACAGGUGCGUAGGAAGCUGUGUUAGUGACGUGCUCUGAGCCAGUGGGGCAAGGGAAGAGCCGCUGGCUUGUUACUCCAGGUGGUCAGAAUGGUGUGGUACUUGGGCACAGCAGACGCCCCUGGGUGGGAUGUGCCUGCUUGUCCAGGACCAGAGGCAGGAUGCGAGGAAGGCGUCAGAGGUGAGGGUGCCCCAGGGGUGCUGGCCGCAGGCACCACCUCGGGCAGCGUGAGUGGAGGGGAGGACUGCUGGCCUGUGUGCAGAGCGGACCCGGCCGGGCUCGUGGGGAGUUUGGUGACAGGUGGCUACAGCUCGACAUGAGUGUCAGCGCCGGACACGGUAAGAAAUCAGUGGGUUCUGGUUGUAUCUUAAAGGUGGGGGCGGUAGGACGUCCCAGUAGACUGGACGUGGGGUGUAAGGGAGGGGAUGACGGAGGCACCCGGCUGGGGCAGCAGGGAGGACAGGGUCUGCGUCACCUGCUCAGGGAGGCCUUGUGAGUGUGUGAGGUGACCGUCCUGAGCCGUUCAGGUGGCCAGGCAGGGACACGGGCAGUCGGGUGUACGAGUCUGGCACUCGGGGGCGGGGAUGGAGAUUUGGGGGUGUUGACAGCAUUGGGCUAAGCGGUCACCAGGGAGGGGAGCAGUAGAGGACUCACAGCCAGGUAAUUUCUGUCUCCUUUGGAGAGGGACCCUGAGGGCUGCCCGCUUGCUUCCAUGCUGCUGUGCUCGCUCAGAACAUUUUUGGAAUUUUUUUUGGAAUUGCUUUUUACCCUGAAGGAUGUUUCUGAGUAGCUUCGAUGGUGGCAGAUUAUUGUUUGAGGACAGAUUUGAUUUUACGGAACCUCACAGAUGACACCCAGCCCACUAGAUUCAACAAUGUGGAAUGUGGUUUGUUUGUUAAGGUAAAGGGCUGUUACACUGAGAUUUUGUUUCUUUGGCUGAAACUUGCCCUUGGGUCACAGGUGUUCUGAGCGCAAGAUGUCAGCUCCACUGGGAGCCCCAUCUGUCCUGCCCCGUUGGGACCCCAGGGCCUGUGCAUGGUCCAGCCCAGGGCAGUCCCCUGACCCUCUGUGUAGGCACCUACUCCCACAAUCCUGCCACCCCGCCUACGUGGGCAUCCCUCCUCUCUGGCACCCGUUCUGGGGGCAUAGUUUCUCAAUAGGAAUUUCUGUGACCAAAGUUCCUGACAUCCCUGUCUGACCUCCACCCCGCCCCUCCUGGCGCCCCGGCUUCAGUAACUCCUCGGGGCCUCGGUGGGCUGAUCUCACCCCCUUCUCCCUCUCCCACCUGUCUGCAUUCCGACUCACCCAGCAGCAGAUUCUGCUGCUGUGUCCUUGUCACUCUGGCGCAGACACUGGCAACAUCUCCCUGCAUCUCUGUCUCCAUCCUGCCUGGCGGGGAAAGCCCCACACCCGGUUGACGCCAGCUGUGUAUCUGCACUUGGGCAGCUGUCCUGGAGGCAGAGAGGAACGUCACAACCCUGCCAUUCCGGCGCGACCACAAACCUCAGCACAGCCCAGGGGUCAGGCUCUUUUCCCUUAGCUACUUUUUCCUCCCAUUCUCUGAGACAGACGUUUCCUUUAACAACCCCCUCGUUGUUUCCUUAGACGUUUCCUUAGCUGGUGAUCUUGCUACUAAGAUGUUGUGAAAACAGAAGCCACCCAGAGGCCCUGUCCUCAUCUGCCCACCCGACCUACAAACCUUCCAGCUCCGGGGUCGUCCCUGACUGCUCACAAGUUCCCUUUAAAUGAUUCCCCCUUCCCUACAUCAUCGCUCUUCCCCACUCUGAAGGUGGUCCCUACCGGCUACACACAAACGCUCGCGCUUUCAAAGAGAAAACCCUCUUCCCGUGAUUCCCUGUUGCUUCCCCUCUGCUUCCUCCUCACCCAUCCACCCUUCCAUCCUCCUCCUGAGAGGCUCCCAAACACCAACCUCCAGGGAGACACUCUCACCCAGCUUCCCGCUGACCCCUGGCCAGAUGUUGCUCUGCCUGCCUCUCACUUGACCUUUCCUGCAGCCCGGGCUCCUUGACUUUCUGGUUUUCCUCCCCUGGGCAGCCCUUCCUAUUUACUCUCCCCUUGGCUUCUCCUGUUCGCUCUUCUUGCCUCAAGCAGCGGUUCUUAGCCCAGAGGCGAGGCUACUCCUCAGGGGACGUUUAGCAAUGAGUAGAGACCCCAAUGUGGCUGUCACAGCUGGGCGUGGGGAAGUGACACGGGCGUCCAGUGGGCAGACACCAGGGGCGCUGCUGACCACCCUGCCACGUGGGGACGGCCCCAUCCCCAGCAGGUGGCUGCGCGGCCCGAGGUGGCCCUGGUGCUGAGGCUGAGAAACCUUAUUCCUCCCGGUGGCUUCCAGGGUCCCCUUCUUUUUCUUCUUGGGAUGCACUCUUAGGUGAUUUAAUCUAUCCAUUGCUCUAAAUGCAUUUUAUGGGCUGGCGACCCCCAGCUUGAUACCUGCAGCCCGUCCCUCUCCCCUGAGCUUCAGGUCUGUGUAUCCACCUGUACUUGACCUGUCUACUUGGAAGUCUCUUGAGAAUCUAAGUGUGACCAAGGUGGAACUCCUGGUAAUUUCCCCUCUGAAGCCCAUUCUUCCCCAGCCCUCCUGUCUCAGUAAAUGCCAGCACUCCGCCCAGUGGCGCCGGCCAGACCAGGGAGUCAGCUUGCAUCCUCUCACCCCCUCCCCCUGACUAGGCCAAGAGCAAGUUCCAUCAGGUAUGUUUUCAAAACAUUUCCCAACUUGUUGGGUAACCCCUGUGUCCCUGGCCUUGGAACCGGCCUCCCUGCCCACCUGUGCCCUUCCCCAAGCCCCAGGCAGGCGUCUUGCAGACACACUUCAGACCACACAUGUCCCUUCCUUAAAACCCACAGCAUCCUUAGGAAAAACCCCAAACCCGGGCCCUACCUUCCUCCUAAACUCACCCAGACCAGUCCGGGUCCUCACCCCACCCUGCCACCACCCUGCCCUUUCUUUUGUUCCUUGAUCAGACAAGCCCUUUCUCACCUCGGGGCCUUUCCCAGCCUGAAAUCUCUUCCUCCCCAUCUGCCCGACUCCUCAUGUCCAGAUCUCAGCUCAGAUGUCACUUCUCUGAGAGGCUUUCCCUGACAUCCCUCUCUAAACCCAUCUCACCCCCUGCCGUGGACCCUCCCAUCUGGCAUCUGGUUUGUUGUCUCAUAUAAAUGCAAGCUUCCUGAGGGCACAGACACCAGUUACCUGUGUGUCCUCAGCACCUAGCCCGUGGCUGGUUCAUAGAGCAAGUCUAGCCCGUGGCAGGUUCAUAGAGCAAAUUUUAGGGGCCUGAACACAAAGGCUCAUUGCUGAAUCCACAUAAAAAAAAAUACUGGCUUAUCUUUGACAGUUUCCUCACUAUACAAGCACACCACCCUCCCCCCUUUCCCCAGGCUGUGUCUCUGGUUUGUGUUUGGAAUUGCUGGGGCCACAGAUCUUUUCCUGCAGCUGGUUUGGGGGCAAGGCCGACUGCCCCCCUGCUUUUCCUUUUCUGCCCUUUGAUUAUGAACGCAGCACAUCCAGCUCGGAUGUUCGAAGGAGCUGGAGCCCAGGGUGAAGGCCCUUCACCUGCCCCUCCCCGCUGUCCCGUCUGACGCCUGCAGGUGACAGUGGGUUCAGCCCUUUUGGAUUUUUAAACCCAAGAUGAACGGACAGGUACGUUUUCUGCCAGCCGCUCAAGGACAGCAGCGGCCACGUCUCAGGGCUGCCUGUUUUCUGAACCACAGACUUGGGCAGCAGUGCUCGUGAGGAGGAAGGGCUGCAGUAGAACCGGUGCUUCUGGGGGCGGACACUCCACCGUGCUUUGCGGACACCAGGCACCAUCCCGGCCACUCGUGUCCACCUGGGGGAGCGGAGGUGGUGCGGCCCCGUGCAGCAUCUGUGUACUUAGCCGCACAACCCUCCAGCAGAGUUUUCUCGGUUACGUGGUUUUUCCUUUAAAAUUAAGGUAUGGUAUGUUAAAAAGCCGUAACAUUUGAGUUGGCUCCCAUCAGAAGAAUGGAUUCAGCCCUUACUCUGUCGCCCUCUCGUUUUGUGUAACCCUUAGAAGGGCCGUGUGUGAUCUGUUUUUACUGUGGAAGGCUGGCGGGAGCGCAGGCGUGGCAUGAAAUAGCAGCGUCCGCCCCUCGGUCUCCCCUGCAGGCUCCACCUCCUCAUCCUCUUAGCCUUGGACUUCUCUGUGCGCACUGCCAGCGUGGCCUCGUCCAGCCCCGUAUCUUUAUCCCCUGAACGAACUCUGGACUUUUCUAUCCCCUGCCUACCCCGCAUCUUGGAUGUUGAAUGUCUUCUCAGCCUGAGUGUGUCACAGACCAUCCCCUUAGCCGGCUCCUCCUUCACCGCCCCCAUCACCCUAAGGACAACCCCAUCCGUCCAGCUGCUUACACCACAACCCGGGAGGCAUCCUUUGUUUUUGGUUUUGUAUUUAAUUUUUCUUUUAUAUUGGAGUCGAGUUGAUAUACAAUGCUGUGUUAGCUUCAGAUGUACAGCACAGUGAGUCAGUUAUACAUAUACAUGUAUCCACUCUUUUUCAGAUUCUUUUCCCAUAUAGUCAUUACAGAGUAUUGAGUAGAGUUCCCUGUGCGACACAGCAGGUCCUUGUUGAUUAUCUGUCUUGUAUAUAGUAGUGUGUAUAUGUUCAUCCCAAACUCCUAAUUUAUCCCUCCCCGCCCAGGGAGGCACCCUUGUCAUCCUGCUUUCUACACAGCCACGUUCAGUCCCUCAGCAAGUUGCAGCGUCUCCACACGCAGGAGAGACCUGGAAUUUGGCCGCUCCUCGGCUUCUUCCCGGCCCCCUCCCCGCCCAGGCCUCUGUGCCUGGUACCUGAUUAUCUCGGCAGCCUCCAGAGUGCGCUCUCUGCCUCCACACUUGCCCCUUCAGAUGCUCUCACACAGCAGCCAGCUCCUCCGUGUAGGGUGCCCUGUCUCACGCUAGUGCUUUCGGCGACUGAAGGCCUCUCCCAGCCUCUGCUCCCCUCCCCCUGCUCAGACACUGCAGCCCGUGGACAUAUCCCACCCCAGGGCCUUUACCCUGCUGUCCUCCCCGCCUGGGACAUGGUCCCAGAUGCCACGUGGCUCCAUGCUCCACCUCCUUCAGGCUCCUGUUCGAGCCUCACCCCAGUGAGAGCUUCCCCAAGCUAGUAAAGCUGUAAACCCUUCCCUGCUUAAUUUUUCUCCAAAGCAUGUUUUACCUUCUAAUGUACUUUACACACUUCCUAUUUAUUUUCUCUCUUGUCCGCCUCCUGCACUAGAAUGUAAAUUGCAUAUGGGCAGGGAUUUAUUUCAGUUUUUUUAAUUGACAUAAGUACUUGUUAAAUGAAUGAAGACAUAUUUGACAUUGUACUACAGAAGACCACAUAAGCUAAUUAUCUUCUAAAAUUUGUCUUUACAUUUGUAAUAAAGGAUCACAUGAAUAAUAUAUAAAGAACUAGAUAUUAAUAAACACAAAGCAAACAACCCUAGAGAAAAUACUCUGAAGGACAAUGAACAGACUUUCCACAGAAGAAAUACAGAAAUGCCCAGAGGGUGAAAAGUGCUCAGUCUCAUUAAUAAUCAGGGAAAUACAGAUUGGAACAGGAAAAUGUUUUUCAACCAUUAGAUUGGCACAGAUUACCAAGAUUGGUAACGCCUAGUGUGGUUAAGGCUCUAGAACACAAGAUUUAUACACGAUUGGUGAAAGUACAUGUUGGUACUUUGAAGGGUCCUGAUAGUACCUCUUCUUCAUUCAGUGAUGCGUCUACUUACCUAGCUUAUAAAAGCACUUGCACAUGUGCACAGAGAUGUAAAUAUAAGGCUAUUCAUUGCAGAAUUGUUGUUACUAGGAAAUAAAUGGGAAAUAGUUUAAAUGUCUAUCAAGUCUUUAAAAAUAGAUUACAUAAGAUCUUAUUAAAUGUUUAUGUAAAAUGAUAGAGCUGUGUAGAAAAAAGAACCUAAUCCAUUCUGACAUCAUCUGUUCCAAAUUUUAUGAAUUUUUAUUAUAUCAUACUUUAGUUUUAAAAAAAAGAAAUGAUCAUCUGUAAAACUGAAAAUAUACCAGUAUAAGUAGUACACCCAUACUGUGAAAUAUUCUGCAGCUUUAAGAAUGACCUAGAUCUAUAUAUACAUUACAGAAAGAUUUCUGAGGCAUCUGUUAAAUGAAAAAAGCCACCUGCAAUAUAUUUGUCAUAUUCCCACUUUACAUAAUAAACUCAAAUGCUAUUUUAUAAAUGGACAUUAAUACAUGUAAACGCAUAGAGAAACUUCUGGGAGGUUGCCAGCCAAAUAGUUAGCUAGUUUCCUUUGGGUUGGGAGUAAAUGCAGAGGAAGGAGUUCUACUCCUUCUGUAUUUGAACUUCUACCAAGAAAAGUAUUCAUGAUUAUUUUUAUAACUAAAAAAAAAAAGGUAAAGUUGGUUUCUGAGAAAUGAUUCUUAACCUUUAACUUGCAAAUAUGUAAUAUUGGAGGCUUCAGAUAUUUGUGAGAGAUCCCAGAGACUAAUACUACUUAAUAAUAAGUAGUAGUUAAUCUUUCAUUUAUCUGAGGCACAAAAAUGGAUUUGUCAUAAACGAGGGUUCAGGAGGAAGUCACGAGGCCUGUGCCGAACGUCUCCCGCGUUUCUUGUUGAAUAAAUGCGUAAACCGUGGCAGCUUCUCUAAAGUGAUUACUGUUUUGUAUGAAAAAUGGGCCUGGACACCAAAGCCGUCUGCUAGUGCUGGUGCCGACACGAGCAGGAGGGGAGACCAAGGGAGUGAUGGGCUCAACAGAAGCGGGGUUUUGUUUUGUUUUGUUUUGUUUUGUUUUGUUUUACGGUACGCGGGCCUCUCACUGUUGUGGCCUCUCCCGCUGCGGAGCACAGGCUCCGGACACGCAGGCUCAGCGGCCAUGGCUCACGGGCCCAGCCGCUCCGCGGCAUGUGGGAAUCUUCCCGGCCCAGGGCACGAACCCGUGUCCCCGGCAUCGGCAGGCGGACUCUCAACCACUGCGCCACCAGGGAAGCCCAGAAACAGGAUUUUUAUAUUGGAGUCAGAGAUCAAAUACAGUGCUGGUGCAGAUCUAUGGAGAGAAUAAAAUGUGUUCUGUAUAAAAAUAAAUAAAAUAUAUAUUCAUGAAACUUACAGUGACUGUAGCAGCCAGAGAAAUAUGGCUUCUUAAUAGAAAUUAUCCAUAGUGAAAUUUCUCAAAUUCGGGUUUUUGAGAAGGUCUUGAAAGAUUUCUCUUUUGAAUAAACGGUCAACAGCAGUUAAAGGGUUUUUCCAUAAGGAACCUCCAUUCUCAGGCCCAAAAUAAAUCUUCACAGUCCUCUAGCCCACCUCCAUUUGAAAUAGUAGUUUUUAGUUCUUUAAAAAAAUGUUUUAAAAUAUAAAAGUAAUAUAUAUUCAUUCUGGAAAAGUUAUACCAAAAGAUAUGAAGGAAAAAAAAAAAGCAUAUAAAGAGAACAGCAAAAAUCCUUCGAUUCCUAUGUAAUUUUGCCUUGUUUUAUGCAGUUAGAACAAUGGUAUGAAAACACUUUGUAUCCUUUUCAUUUGUAACGUGACUUUUAUCUGUGAAAACCCUAUCAGGGUCUGCAUUUUGCUGAGCCCUGUAACCUUCCUUGAGUGGUCCUGCAUAACCGGACUGCUCCCGGAUUUUUGAUGGAUGGAUAACUUCCAGUUAUGCUUUUAUAAAUAAUGCCAUAUUUUUAUUCUUAGAGCUUUUUAGGUAUUUCAGAUUGUUGCCUUAGGUAGAUUGUAGAUUUUAAUGUUAAAGGCUCUUGAUAAAUAUGCCCCAAGUUGCUUUCUUAAGCUUUAUUUUAACAAUGAAGAAGAGGAAGCCAGAGGGACACAGCCCACGGAGUCAGGAGCCACCUGGUGCGGUGGAGUCCUGACCCGGAUCCUGUUGUCUCUUCUGCAACCUUCUGCCUUCCCUUUGGGGACUCGAGCAGAAGAUCAGUGGUUCUUAUUUCUUUUUUUUUCCAUACCACUUUAUUUAUUUAUCUGUUUAUUUAUCUAUGUAUGUAUGUAUGUAUCUAUCUAUCUAUCUAUCUAAGCCACAGAGCUCACAGAUCUUAGUUCCCUGACCAGGGAUUGAACCCCGGGCCCAUGACAGUGAAAGCGCAGAGUCCUAACCACUGGACUGCCAGAGAAUUCCCCUGUGGUUCUUCUUUGCCAGCUGAUAGAAAUAGGAAUCCAAGGCUGUGCGGUACAGCGGCUCCUCUGCCAGCUGUGUGCCAGGACAGCAGGUCCAGUGUGUGCCACUUCAGCUCCUGCUGUUACAGCUGAAGUCACAAAACCACGGACCGUGUAAAAAUGUGUUCCUUACGUAGGGUCGUUCCUGUUUGUGGUUUGCUCUGACACCUUUUAAAGCGAAUGGUGGCGUUGUGUGUGAUGGGCUGGCUGGGCUCGGUCCCUGUGUGGGGUUUUCCAGCUCUCCACUUUUCCAGCCUUCUCUCACCACUUUUCCAGCCUUCUCCCGCCCCGCCCCACCCCCGCUUUGUGCUGCCCUGCUUUGGUCUGUCUGCUACUCCCUGCCUUUGUUCGUGCCGUCCCCUCUCCUGGGAGUGCCCCCCAUUCUCCACAGCUGGCCUGCGAGCCCCGUCAUCCCACAGACCAGCUUCCAGGACAUUCCCGUGGGCUCUCCAGACAGCCCUCAGCACCCGGACCAGCUGCCCAGCCUCCUCCGCGCUGGGCCUUCGCACUGACAGGGCAUUUGCCUCACCCGGCAUCUGGUCCUGCUUAUUAGCAAGUCUUUGGAACAGUCUGUGCCUCGCUAAUGUCUGUGUCCUCUGCACCACGUCUGACACUGAGAGGCAUUUGCCGUGUUGCUUCCUGGCUCACCAGCUGACAAGGGUUCCGGGUUGACGUUCUCUGUGGCUGUGUUCCAGGUGUUUCUGUCCGAGUGGAAGGAACGCAAGGUGGCUUUGUCGCGGCUCACCAGGCUGGAGGUAAGAGACGACUUCCUGCACGGACUGCGGAUGCUGAAGUCGUUGCAGAGUGAACACGUUGUCACGCUGCUGGGCUACUGUGAGGAUGACAACAGCAUCCUCACCGAGUACCACCCCUUAGGCUCCCUGAGCAGCCUGGAGAUGACGCUGAACCUCUCCAAGUACCGGAGCACGAACACAUGGCAGCACAGGCUGCAGCUGGCCCUGGGCUACGUGGCCAUCAUCGACUUCCUGCACCGUAGCCCCCUGGGCACGCUGGUCAUGUGCGACUCCAGCGACCUGCCCAAGACGCUGUCCCAGUACCUGCUGACCGCCAACUUCAGCAUUGUGCUCAACGACCUGGACGCCCUGCCCCUGGUGAACCGCAGCACCGGGGCCCUGGUGAAGUGCGGCCACCGGGAGCUUCGCGGGGACUUCGUGGCCCCAGAGCAGCUGUGGCCCUACGGAGAGGAUGUGCCUUUUCACGACGACCUCAUGCCCGCGUAUGAUGAGAAGAUCGACAUCUGGAAGAUUCCAGAUGUCUCCAGUUUCCUUCUGGGGCAUGUAGAAGGGAGCGACAUGGUCCGAUUCCACUUGUUUGAUAUUCACAAGGCGUGUAAGAGCCAGACGCCUGCAGAGAGACCCACCGCUCAGGACGUCCUGGACACUUACCAGAAGGUUUUGAAUCUACUCAGAGACACCGCGACAUCUCAGACAAGAGAGAUGCUGUAAAAACCAGUGCAGUCGGUGAGGUAUGGGAGUCAAGGAUCGGAUGGAAGAGUUACAUUGGUUCCGCUCUGAUGGUGAGGUUUUUGCUGCUUUGACCCGUGGUUCUUCCAUCCGCGUGCACAAGUGAGUGGCUCCCUAUCCUGGCCGCCUGGCAGGAGUUACUAAGCCAGAGCAAACUGGGCUUGAUGGGAGCCUGGCUUCAGGCGAAGGUGCAGAGAAGCAGCGAGUCUGGCCAGUAUCUGAAGGAAGUAACAAAAAUGGAGCUACAAAGAGGCUUCCCUAACACCUAAAUGUGUAAGCUUGUAAGAAAUGUGUGUAGAGAGGUUUUUAAAUUGCAGUGUACGGAAGAAACGAGCAGUAGUACUCGCUUUUUUAGGUGAGUAUUGCGGUGUAUUUCACUGGUACUGAUGAGGCAUCUCUACCAUUUCAAAUGAUUGCUCUGUGAAGCUCCCGUGCCAUUCCCUUCCCAGCGAGCUUGCACGUUCUUUGAAAUUUUGAAUGGAUAAGGAACAUUUAAAAUAUCAAGUAUGAUGGAGAUUAUGUUACUGCCUUGGAUGGUGCUUGUGAAAUUCCUACUUACCUUCCAGCUGGAUUUUCUGUGUCCAGAAUUAAUUAUUGUGAACAUUUUAUAUCAACAGUAUCUGUCACUCAUUACUGGAAGGUGUCAAGCCCUUCCACUUGAGUUGCAUGAUUGAAUCCUUCAAGUAGCUCUUUCCUUGGUCACUGUCAUCCUUGUUUGCAGGGGAUGAUGGGUUUGGUGCAUAGUCAUCAUCACCAGUAAGGGGGUUAAAGCUGACUGAGGGGCAGAGAUGCUGUGCAGCCGGCUGCCUGCCCCUGGCUUGCACAGGCCUCACAGGCACUGGAGUCACAGGGAGCUGGGCCCUGACCCACAGGCUCUGACUCAGUCUGUCUGGGUGGAGUCCGAGAGUUUGCAUUUCUCACUGGUUUCCAGGUGAUUCUGGUGCUGCCAGUCUGGGGACCACAUUUCGAGAACCACUGUGCUUAACUGUCAGGGAGGGCAACCGAGGCAGUGGGAUAGGGAGUAUUGUCAGUAUUAUCCCUAUUCUACUGCCUGUGGUUGAUCGGGUCCUGUGGGUCCUAUGGUUCGUCAGAGAAUACGCUUGCCCAGAGUAUAUUAACUGCUACUUUCUGUUAUAAAAAUGCUGCCAGAACCCACUAGGACGGCUGUAAUCAGAAGGAUGGACAGUAACAAGCGUUGGUGAGGAUGUAGAGAACUGGAACCAUCAUACACUGCUGGUGGGAAUGUCAAGUGUUCCAGCUGCUUUGGAAAACAGUCUGGCAGUUCCUCAAAAAGUUAAAAUAGAGUUACCAUGACCCAGCAGUUCCCCUCCCCAGUAUUUACCUGAGAGAAUUGAAAACAUGGCCAUAAAAGAACUUGUACAUGAAUGUUCAUAGCAGCAUUAUUCGUGAGAGACAAAAGAUGAAAAUAACCCAAAUGUCCAUCCACUGGUGAAUAGAUAAAGAAAACAAAGAAAAUGUGGUCCAUCCAUUCCAUGAGGCGUUGUUCAGCCAUAAAAAGGAAAGAAGUACUGAUACAUGCUCCGACAUGGAUGAAUAUGCUAAGUGAAAGAAGCUGUCACAAAAGACCACAUUUGUAUGAUUUCAUUUGUAUGAAAUGUCCAGAAUCGACAAACCCAUAGACAGAGAAAGUAAAUCAGUAGUUUCUAGAGGCUGGCAGGGGCCUGGGGUUGAAGAAUGGGGAGUGCUUGCUUGUGGGUACAGGGUUUCUUUGGGGGUGAUGAAAAUGUCCAGAAAUGAUGCAGUGGUGAUGGUUGCACAACUCUGAAUAUACUAGGUAACACUGAAUUGUACAAAAAGGGACAAUUCUAUGGUAUGUGAAUUAUAUCUCAAUAAAGCUGGAACCCCCCCCCCACCUCUGCCACAAGACCAUGUACCUCUUAUGACCCUUUUCACUUGAUGUAGUAGUUACUGUGUGGAGUUGCUGAUUUGAAAUUACCCUAUUCAUGUUGUAAUUCUGGUUUGAGGGUUUUCUUGGUUUGGUGACUUUGCAUUGGGAGCAAAACAUUGUUUCAAAUGAAUUUGUUUUUAAAUAUUGAUGAUAGAGCUAAAAUGAACAGCAUGGUGUAAGGGAGGGGACGCUGUCAGGAUCAGAAGACCUGAGUUAUCAUCCCAGCUCUGCCUCUGACUCAUGUGUGGCCUCAGACAAACCCAUUUCUAAAUGAGAGAGUUGGUGAGAGGCAUUUCCAACUUCUGCUCUGCCUCUGAGUUCUCCCUGAUGCUUUACCAUGCCAGUGCCAGACACCAAACUGGCCCUGGCCCUUCAGGUUCAAUCUUCAGUACCAACAGAACUGCAAAAUCAUAAGAGGAACUUACAUGCUCACUAAAACCUAGGUGAGUUCAUUGCCCACAUAUUCAGCAAAAGUAUAAUCAGGAGAAGAGGCAGAUGAGGUGAGCCAUUCUCAAAGCACAGCCCAGGAUUUAGUGGUCUCUCUACUAACCUUAUUCCAAGUUUAUUUUUUUUUUAAUCACUAUGGGGACAUCACUGGAGGUCCAGUGGUUAAGACUCUACACUUCCACUGCCAGGGGCAAGGGUUUGAUCCCUGGUCAGGGAACUAAGAUCCUGCAUGCCACGUGGUGUGGCCAAAAAAAAGAAAAAAAAUCAUCACUACCAUGUGGUUUAUAGUGUGUUUUCUCUUUAUCUCAUGUGAUGCUACCAACACCCCAAGCUUCAGAGAGCCUCCAGGGAUUGUAAAUCGUUCAGCAGAGACAGGACACGUGAGUGUUCUUAAAACGAGGCACAUGAGGUGGGAGUGGGGUGGAAAGCUUAUCUCACGCAGGAUGUGUUAAAAAGGUCCUCUAUGUAUCCACCCUCCCCCCAUUAUUUUAAAAAUAAAUGUCAGUUUCAGUAAUCACUAUUCUCAUAUGACUUUUAAUCAUUUAACAUAGGGGUCCCCAACCCUGGGGCCACAGACCAAUACCAGUCUGUGGCCUGUUAGGAACCGGGCCGCACAGCAGGAGGUGAGCGGCGGGCAAGCGAAGCUCCAUCUGUAUUUACAGCCACUCCCCAUUGCUUGCAUUAUCGCCUGAGCUCCACCUCCUGUCAGAUCAACGGUGGCAUUAGAUUCUCAUAGGAGCGCAAAACCUACUGUGAACUGUGCAUGCGAGGGAUCUAGGUUGCGCGCUCCUUAUGAGAAUCUGAUGCCUGAUGAUCUGAGGUGGAGCUGAGGCAGUGAUGCUAGCGCUGGGGAGCGGCUCUAAGUACAGAUUAUCAUUAACAGAGAGGUUUGACUGCACAGAGACCAUAAUAAAUCAAUUGCUUGCAGACUCAUAUCAAAACCCUAUGAGUGAGUGGUAAGUGAAAACUACGCUGCUUUUGGUGGCAGGCUUUAUAGUGGCAAGUGAGUUGAUGGUACUUCAAUCGUACAGCUGCAUCUGAUGGCGGGCUCUAAGUCAGAAUCCGACACUUAUUUUAGUCUGUGUGUGGCCCGCCCAUUAUUUUAUUUACCACUUCCAUCCGUGCCUCUUUCCUGCACUGCACACUUGUCUCAGUCACAGUUUUGGUAAGCCUGCAAGCUAACCCUAGCCCACAUGAGUAAAAAACAAACAUCGCUGGAGAGCUUCUUUGAAAAGGUGGAAAGACCCAAUGAUGAGACAACAGAAAACUCUAAGACUGCCAACAAAAAGAAAGCUGCAUUUAGAAGAAAAUGCCAAGAGUCCUACUUAAGUUACGGGUUCAUUGCAACAGGUGAUUCACAUUCUCCAAGCCUGCUUUGUAUAAUAUGUGGCGAUUGGCUAUCCAAUGAAAGCAUGAAACCUUCAAAACAGCUUCACCGCAUGGAGACCAAGCACCCUGCAUUAAAAGACAAGUCUUUGGGGUUUUUCAAAAGAAAAAAAAAUGAAUACAAAGAACAGAAGUUCAAUUAUUGAAGUCUACCACUUCAUCAAAUGUGUCUGCACUGAGAGCAUCAUACUUAGUGGCUAACCACAUUGCUAAAGCUAAGCCCUUUACUAUUGGUAAAGAGUCGAUCCUGCCUGCUGCGAAGGACAUUGGUCGUGAACUUUUAGGAGAGGCUGCAGUUCAAAAGGUGGCACAUGUUCCUCUUUUGGCUGGCACUGUAACUAGAAGAAUUGAUGAAAUAGCAGAGGAUAUUGAGGCACAAUUGUUAGAGAGGAUUAGUGAGGCACCAUGGUACGUAAUCCAGGUUGACAAGUCUAUCAAUGUUGACAACAAGGCAGCAAUGCUUGUCUUUGUGUAAUAUAUUUUUCAGGAGGAUGUGUAUGAGGAUAUGUUAUGUGCACUUUUGUUGCCAGCCAACAUCACAGCUGCAGAACUAUUAAAGUCUUUGAAUGAUUACAUAUCAGGAAAACUGAAUUGGUCAUUUUGUGUCAGUAUAUGCACGGACGGAGUGGCUGCCAUGACUGGACGGCUUUCUGGUUUCACUACUCAGGUCCAAGAGGUCACUUCUGAAUGUGAGUCUACGCACUUAGAGAAAUGCUGGCUAGCCGAAAAAUGUCACCUGAACUUAAUUUUUUUUGUGUGGUACGUGGGCCUCUCACCAUUGUGGCCUCUCCCGUUGUGGAGCACAGGCUCCGGAUGCGCAGGCUCAGCGGCCAUGGCUCACGGUCCCAGCCGCUCAG
Messenger RNA from Globicephala melas (long-finned pilot whale), 15182 nucleotides. It is a transcript of the gene POMK, whose product is annotated as protein O-mannose kinase. Gene Ontology annotation, cellular component: endoplasmic reticulum membrane. NCBI's taxonomy places the organism in Eukaryota, Metazoa, Chordata, Mammalia, Artiodactyla, Delphinidae. Gene Ontology annotation, molecular function: protein kinase activity; carbohydrate kinase activity; ATP binding. Gene Ontology annotation, biological process: protein O-linked glycosylation; protein phosphorylation; carbohydrate phosphorylation. The record is from RefSeq and is a predicted model, not a curated record.